AUGCUGGAAGACCGUGCAGCAAGAAUUCAACAGCAAUCUGUAUCGCUUGAAGUCUGUAGCUUCUUCGAUAUGGGCAGGUCUCCAUGUUGUGACAAUAAUGGCUUGAAGAAGGGACCGUGGACACCCGAAGAGGACCAGAAGUUAGCUACGUAUAUCCAGAACUAUGGCCAUGGAACCUGGAGAAGUCCACAACCAAAUAGUCUGAUCCCAUCAUCUAUGUUGAUUCCAGGAGCAAGUAGUUUGCAGACCACAGACUUCUUAUUUCCAACAAUAAAUUCCGAUCUAGCACCAUCAGUAACAUUACCCCCUCAGAAUGAGAAUAUUAACAAUUUUGGCAAUAUGAACAGUUAUCAAAAAGAGGAUUCUGUUCCUGCAUUAUUCGAAGAUACGAAUACCCCUGAAACAUCUAUGAAUAUGGACCAAGCAAAUCAAUCAUCAAUGCAGUCAAUUGAUUCAUUUCAGAGUUGGCUAGAACUCGUGGAUCAAGAAGAUUUUUGGAAGGAGAUCCUGGCAUAA
Messenger RNA from Oldenlandia corymbosa var. corymbosa, 516 nucleotides. The record is from the annotation of a GenBank genome assembly. NCBI's taxonomy places the organism in Eukaryota, Viridiplantae, Streptophyta, Magnoliopsida, Gentianales, Rubiaceae.